Molecule: messenger RNA, 1322 nt
Organism: Daucus carota subsp. sativus
Lineage: Eukaryota; Viridiplantae; Streptophyta; Magnoliopsida; Apiales; Apiaceae
Exons: 6
Coding region: 301-960 (219 amino acids)
Biological process (GO): proteolysis
Cellular component (GO): cytosol
Molecular function (GO): pyroglutamyl-peptidase activity
Source: RefSeq, a predicted model, not a curated record
UCUGCGGCCCGGCUACGAAGGACCCCCAACAGCCGCAGUGGCACGUGUGAAACAUAGAUGAGCAUUCGGUUUCAUUUUCAUCUAAUCGCAUAUAAUCUCUGGUCGUUGGGAUUGUGAAAUACUUCGAAAUAUUACUAUUAACUAGUGGUUUGUACAGAUAAGAACACACGCAAGCACACACUGCUCCAUCCACUUUCAUUUCACAUUUUCAGUUUUCUUCUUCGCUCAUUUAUGGUUGCUGGUGCAGCUACUAUAGAGUUUAUGCUUUGAGAUUCUUGGGUUCAUUUAAGUGUCCAGUAAAUGGGGUCAGAAGGGCCUCCAGCAGUAACAAUACAUGUGACAGGGUUUAAGAAAUUUCAUGGUGUUUCAGAAAAUCCAACUGAGACGAUUGUCAAUAAUUUACCGGAGUAUGUCAAAAUCAAAGGUUUACCAAAAGGGGUGACUCUAGGGAGUUGUAGUAUUCUCGAGACUGCUGGUGAGGGAGCAAUCACUCCUUUAUACCAGGCACUGCAAAGUGCUUUGACCAGAAAGGACUCAGACUCGUCAAACAGUGGCAAAAUUAUCUGGGUUCACUUUGGUGUUAAUAGUGGUGCAACAAGGUUUGCUAUCGAACAUCAAGCCUUCAAUGAAGCUACUUUUCGUUGUGCGGAUGAGAUGGGAUGGAAGCCUCAGAAAGUUCCCAUAAUUCCAGGAGAUGGAGCAAUUUCAAGAACGAGAAAGACCUCUCUUCCGGUCGAGGAGAUUACAUAUUCUUUAGCAAAGAUGGGUUUUGAGGUCAUGGCCUCUGAAGACGCUGGCCGGUUUGUUUGCAACUAUGUCUACUAUCACUCAUUGCGUUUUGCGGAGCAGAACGGGAUUUUAUCACUCUUUGCACAUGUUCCCUCCUUCUCAACCAUAGAUGAGGAGACCCAAAUGCAAUUUGCUGCUUCCUUAUUGGAAGUACUUGCGACUCUAAAUUAAAUGUCCACCGCAUGCAAUACCACAUCCUCAUUGAAGAUUGCUGCCUCGUAGGAAAUUGCUCAGUAGACUAAUUGUCCAAUGUAUUUAAUUUGCCACUUCCGUGCUGGAGGUCCUCGAAUUUAUAUUCUAAUGUAUCUGGAAAUUCUCGACUCUGGUACCACAGUUUCAUGUAACAUAUAUAUUUAUCUCAUAUGUUAUAUCCCUGAUGUAUGAGCUAAAUUGUUGUUUCAAUAAACAACUCUGCGUAUGCAGAGAUUGGGAAAUAUAUUAUAUAGGGCAGUGUUUGUGACAAAAGUUAUUAAGAAGCUUGUUCAUGUACUAAGAUAUUAUCCCCCAAAUUUUGUGAGUGUUGAUGUUUUGUA